Aspergillus puulaauensis is the source of this 627-nucleotide messenger RNA. RefSeq lists its product as uncharacterized. The transcript has 2 exons. Bases 1 to 627 code for a protein of 208 amino acids. NCBI's taxonomy places the organism in Eukaryota, Fungi, Ascomycota, Eurotiomycetes, Eurotiales, Aspergillaceae. Gene Ontology annotation, cellular component: membrane. Gene Ontology annotation, molecular function: metal ion transmembrane transporter activity. The record is from RefSeq and is a predicted model, not a curated record. Gene Ontology annotation, biological process: metal ion transport; transmembrane transport.
AUGCCAGAAACAUGGCAAGACCUGAGGUCCCUGGCGCAGCUCCUCCAUUCCGAUCUCACAGGCCUGCAACGACUUCUCUCAAUAGAGGCCGCAAAAUCACUAAUAUCUGACGCAGAGGCCCGGCUACUACGCGACCUUAGCCUGGUUACAGACAGCGCGAUAUCCUACGAACGGUCCAUUGAGCGGCAAGCGCAAAUCCAGACGACUGCCAUGGCCGUUGAAGAAGCCGAAGAAACGUACAAGCAGGCUCGGUCUAUGGAAAAGCUCACGGCCAUUGCAUGGAUCUACAUCCCACUCAGCUUCUCGGCGACAUUCUUCGGCAUGAAUGUCGCUCAGCUCAACGAGAGUGGGCCUCAUAUCGGGUAUUAUUUCAUGCUCCUCGCAAUAACACUUAUGAUCUUUUCGGGGACGGCACUGCUUUAUACGGAAUGGUGGAGGGGGAAGGCGUUUGCGUGGCGCGAGCGCAUUCAACCAGGGCAUACCUGUCGGCCUCGGGAAUUGUCUGUUGCGCAUCUGCUUUGGCUUACAGUUCGUUGGGCCUUGAUGGAGAAGAUACUAUGCGGAAUUAGAAUCCCCGGGCGAUGGAAGCGCAGCAGCGCAAGUGCAGCGGACAGUGGUUCUGUUUAG